AUGGAGAUCGGCGAAAGCAUGGUCACCAAAAUCUUAAUCGAUACGGGAAGCUCGGUAAACGUUAUUUUCAAGGAUGUGCUUAUCCAAAUGGAGAUCGACCUGCGGACGUCCGAGAACGAUGUUCAACCUCUCACCGGAUUCGACGGUGACACGGUUAUAAUGGUAGGCACGAUCAUGCUACCGGUUUAUGUGGGUGGAACAAUGCACUGCAUCAACUUUACUAUCGUCGAUAAGUCGAUUGUAUACAAUGUUAUUCUCGACAUGCCUUGGCUGCACAAGAUGAAGACCGUGGCAUCGACUUACCACCAGUGUUGUACAGUAACUAAAUACGAGAUGGUCCAGAAAUAG
Messenger RNA from Camelina sativa (false flax), 348 nucleotides. NCBI's taxonomy places the organism in Eukaryota, Viridiplantae, Streptophyta, Magnoliopsida, Brassicales, Brassicaceae. The record is from RefSeq and is a predicted model, not a curated record.